Messenger RNA from Meyerozyma guilliermondii ATCC 6260, 630 nucleotides. It is a transcript of the gene YPT52, whose product is annotated as Rab family GTPase. Gene Ontology annotation, molecular function: GTP binding; GTPase activity. The transcript has a single exon. NCBI's taxonomy places the organism in Eukaryota, Fungi, Ascomycota, Pichiomycetes, Serinales, Debaryomycetaceae. Bases 1 to 630 code for a protein of 209 amino acids. The record is from RefSeq and is a predicted model, not a curated record.
AUGCCUCCGUCACAAAGAUUUGCUCAAUUCAAGUUGGUGUUGCUUGGUGAGAGUGCCGUGGGCAAGUCUUCUGUUGUUCAUCGGUUCGUCAAAAACACCUUUGAUAACAUGAGAGAAUCUACCAUUGGCGCAGCAUUUUUGACCCAAUCCGUGACACUUCCAGAGAUAAAUGCUACGGUCAAAUUCGAAAUAUGGGACACCGCAGGCCAGGAACGUUACAAGUCCUUGGCACCCAUGUAUUACCGCAAUGCCCAUGCGGCGUUGUGUGUUUACGACAUCACCAAUAGCUCAUCUUUCCAAAAAGCACAGAAUUGGAUCAAGGAGUUGAAGAAGCAGGCACCAGAAGGCAUAGUGAUUUGUCUUGUUGGAAAUAAAGCUGACUUGGAAGACGAAAGACAGGUGGAUGCCAACGCUGUCACUGCAUAUGUUGAAGAGUUGAGGGGAGAAGGGAUCCAGGUGUUCACGGAAGAGUGUUCGGCAAAGAGCGGCGAGGGCGUAUUGGAAAUAUUCACCAACGUGGCCAAAGCUUUACCGGUGGAAGAGACGAUUAACGGUGCAUCGAAGCCGUCUGCGGGCCGACAGUCGGGCGUGGAGUUGAACCGCCGCCCACAGCAGCAGGGCUGCUGCUAG